Trypanosoma grayi is the source of this 345-nucleotide messenger RNA. RefSeq lists its product as hypothetical. NCBI's taxonomy places the organism in Eukaryota, Euglenozoa, Kinetoplastea, Trypanosomatida, Trypanosomatidae. The transcript has a single exon. Gene Ontology annotation, molecular function: copper ion binding; copper chaperone activity. The record is from RefSeq and is a predicted model, not a curated record. Gene Ontology annotation, cellular component: mitochondrial intermembrane space. The coding region runs from base 1 to 345 and encodes 114 amino acids.
AUGGGCAUAGAAACGUGGAAGAUAUUCCCGAAUAUCCUCUCGGAGUACCCAAAGCACUCCGUUCCGCUGCCGUGCUCCGACCAGAACCCGCGGCUGAAGUGCCCUGAGACGCGUUGGGCCCGUGACUUCUGCCUUGCGCAGGGCGGUAACUGCGAGUACAAGAUAGAAGCGCACUUCGACUGCCUCGAGCAGUACUACCCAAAGGAGAAGGUGACGGAGCUGCGCAAAGCGUUCAAGCCCAAUACACUCGACUAUCCGACCAGCGACACCUACAUUCGCUAUCGGCACUUCUACGUGGGCGCUGGUUGGAUGGGCGGCAAGCACGGCUGGGAUGGGGUCGCGUAG